This is a messenger RNA of Lizanozyma spartinae, 2427 nucleotides long. RefSeq lists its product as uncharacterized. Bases 1 to 2427 code for a protein of 808 amino acids. The record is from RefSeq and is a predicted model, not a curated record. The transcript is spliced from 2 exons. Gene Ontology annotation, biological process: transmembrane transport. NCBI's taxonomy places the organism in Eukaryota, Fungi, Ascomycota, Pichiomycetes, Serinales, Debaryomycetaceae.
AUGCUAAGUGAAACUGCUGCAAAAGAAGAAACCAUAGCUGCCAAAAAUGCAGAAAGUCAAGAUGCGUCUCGUAUAUCUCAUCUGUCAAGGUCUUCAUUACUACAUCACUCUGACUAUGCUGUUUCAAGUAGUUCUAAUAUCAACUUUGCUAGUAGUAAUUCCACUAUUGAAGCAUUGUUUGAUAAUAAAAACAGUCUUAGAAGAUGUCCAUUGUACCACCAAGAUUCUAUAAUGUUUUAUUACGAGGUGAAAAUUCCACCGAAAUAUCGUAGAAGCUUAGGUUCAUUUAAAGCUACUUUUUCUGUAACUUCCAACAACGAACUGUCUGACACCCUUGGCUGCUAUAGUGUGCUUGUUACCCCAGUUAGAUUCAAACAAAUGAAAAGAGCAAUUGAGAUAACCGCAUUGACGUUGUUGGUAUUUGCAACUGCAUUUAACGGGAUCACUAUAACAUUUUCAUAUGCCCAAGAAUCAGCCAAUCCUUUCCUUCACCUUGCGUCAAGUAUGUGUAACAAAGAAUUGCUCUCUCAUUUGGAUGCUACGGCAUCACUGGCCAUUCAGUACUUUCAAUAUGCUUACUUUUUAGGCUGUUUGGGACUCAGUUAUCCUGGCUUCUAUCAACAGUUGAUGCUGCAGUUCAGAGGAGCUUGUCUUGUAUGGGUGCCUAUUUUCGGAGAUAAUGCCUUUGAUGACAAUUAUCAUAGUCAAGACCAUGUCUACCUAUCUUUCGAUAAAGGCGGGCUCAAUGUAUUGAAGUAUUACAGCUCCUUGGGAUCAUUUCGAUAUUUCUGGAUAAACUUCAUUAUCCUAUAUUGCAGCGUCUGUUUGGGCAUCGUAUCCUUUCAGCAAAUCAUGCUAUUCAUUGUGAAGAGGGCACGGAUGUUUGAUGCCAGAAGAAGAGAAAUCACCACACCCAACUUCAGAUUGAUAUCAAAAAAUAACGUCUAUUUCAUAGUGGGUCAAGUGUUGAACAUUGUAUAUAAUACGUUUGCAUUCCCCCUAUUGGUUGUGACAUUGUUUGUAAUAUACAACUCUGCAUCCUUCUCUGGCGACUCCUAUGCUCGGUAUAAUCUUAAUGGUAACCAGAAAGCUGCUUUCAACCCUUAUGUUCCUUAUGCUGCGUUACGGGUUCCCUGGCAAUGCUACGAAUACGGAACGGGCAUCUUUAAUGCCAUGACUUCAUUAAAUAAGGGAAAAGUUGAAGCGUAUGCUCUGUUUCCCAAAGUUAACAUUACCCUCGGUUCUAUAGUCCUUGCUCUCUGGCUAAUGGGCUUACUCUGGGGUUAUUUGAGCAUUAAAGUUAAGUUUAGGAGAUGGUCAGUUCGAAUCUUGGAUUCUCCCUCCAAACUCUUCACUAGCAUCAAAACUAUCUUGUUGUGGGGGUUUGCUUACUACAAUUUGAAGCCAUCUAAGGUCUACUUUGUGGGUAUUGAUCUUAUUAAACUAUUCUCGGAGCUGAUCAUCAUUGGGCUCCUCCAAGACAAUGGGUUGGCUCAAGUGAGUUGUAUUAUCGUAAUUGAAGUGGUUUAUUUCUUGCUUAUCUUACUUUGCAGGCCGUAUUGUGUCCCCAUGGCACUUGGAACCAUGAGAUUGUGGCUUCCCAUUGCCCGAAUAUUAGAUAUCUUCCUUUGCAUACCGUUUAUUACGAUUGUUAAUAGUUCUGAACCAGUUAAGGCCAAUUUCGCCUACCUUCAAUUGUUCUUGCACUGUUUUGUUGCUGUCUACUUCAUGUUCCGCUUGUCUUCUUCCAUGUGGAUCGCCAUCAAGCCGUUUUUGGAGAGGAAAUUCCAUUCAAAGGCUCCCGGUCCAAGUAAACCGACCCUGGAUGAGUACGAAGAGGAGUAUGAGUUCCAUCCAGUGGUCAGAUCCAAUAGCAUAAAGCAAAAGAAGGCUCCUCCGAGCGUUCACUCAAAGCAUGUGCUCCAGGUGCCGACUAAACUCUCACCAAUCAAUUCAGAGGAUGAGGGUGAGCAAACGGAAGAAGAUAAUGAUAACGUCGCUGAAGAUGAUUACUACUAUCGACAAAACGGUGCCAACUACUUGAAGAAAUUACUGCUAACGUCGCUUGACUCCGAAAAGCAGCCCACUAAUGGCGACGAAGCGGUUGGAAGCAUUCUCACGGAGCUAAGCACCAACAUAAGUGUCUACGAUCUUGAAGAAGAACAAUCCAGGCACCGACUUCGAACAAACAACUACUCCUUCAGAGAGAGCGACCUCAUCUACAACACAUACAUCAACGAUGAAAACGUUGACUUGGAGAUUAGACAAUUAUGGAACACAAGAAUGUGCAGACUAUCAGACAAGGAGCUGAAGCUGCACCGGAAAAAUACCAGCGUUGAUCCUAGCCAGACCCAUGGCCCAAAGAGCAAUCCGUCCUUCGAAGUGUGCCGACCUAAACCGCUUAUCGUCAAGUCUACUAGGACGUGA